Daldinia caldariorum is the source of this 3035-nucleotide messenger RNA. Its product is annotated as Rec8 like protein-domain-containing protein. The record is from RefSeq and is a predicted model, not a curated record. Gene Ontology annotation, cellular component: synaptonemal complex; cohesin complex. Gene Ontology annotation, biological process: mitotic sister chromatid cohesion; synaptonemal complex assembly; replication-born double-strand break repair via sister chromatid exchange. The coding region runs from base 466 to 2406 and encodes 646 amino acids. Gene Ontology annotation, molecular function: protein binding; chromatin binding. The transcript is spliced from 2 exons. Lineage: Eukaryota; Fungi; Ascomycota; Sordariomycetes; Xylariales; Hypoxylaceae.
CCCCCAAAGCUUCCCCCCUCCACUUCUAAUUUCAGUCUUUCAUUCAACCUAUUUGCCCUCUUUCCAACAUUGCAAAUAUCUACCAACAGUGCUCGAUAUAUACUUGCUAAGGCUUACCACUCCAAUUCUAUUAAUCGCGCGCAAUAUUUACAAUUGCGCAUCGCUCGCGCUGAUUGAAUUGUCGGUUUUAAAACGAGUAAAACUCGGUGCGAGCGCUGGCUUCUAACGCGGUCUGCGCCCAAAACAACACGCGCUCCUUAUUUCCCUUGUUUACACCCACCCCGAUAACCUCCCGCCUUUCGUCAUUAUCUUAGACAACGGAAACCUGACUCUGACGCGUUGUCGCACCCGUAGAAGGUCCUUAUACAUUGCUUUAAUGUCAUAAUUAUCGCUCAGCUACCUUUCAUUCCCCCCCAUUGCCUUAAACCUCCUGUUCUUUCGAGGUACCCUGUCAUCGCUGUCGCGAUGUUCUACUCCGAGACCUUGCUCCAGAAGACGGGGCCUCUGGCCCGAGUCUGGCUGUCGGCAAACUUGGAGCGCAAGCUCUCCAAAACCCACAUUCUGCAGUCCAACCUACCUGAUAGUGUCGAUGCUAUCAUCACCCCAAACCAAGCGCCUAUGGCGCUCCGCUUAAGCGGUCAGCUUUUGCUCGGUGUCGUCAGAAUCUACAGUCGAAAGGCCCGCUAUCUCCUCGAUGAUUGCAACGAAGCUCUACUAAAAAUUAAAAUGGCUUUCCGUUCAACUGGAAACAAUGAUAUACCAGAGAAUUUGAAUAUGCCUAAUCGAGAAGCAUUGAUGCUUCCUGAUCAAAUUACUCCUGCCGAUAACUUAAAUAUUCUACCACCGCCAGACGCUAACUGGUUGCUUGGUCAAAUGGAGGACGUCAACGCUCCCCAAAGUAGCGCGGGUACUCGAGGCCGUGGCCGACCCAGCAACCGUGAUAUUAACCUGCAAGAGGACUUCAACAACAGCCAGUUUCUACACGAUGAUCGCAUGGACGAAGACGAAGUGGCACUCGCCCCCAUGGACGACUUGGAGCUAGAUCUUGAUUUUGGAAUGGAUAUCGAUGAGCGACCCCGAGGCGAUAAGAGUAUUGAGAUGGGCAGAGAUGCACCUCCCCCUAGGCCGGUUGAGGACGAUAUUUUUAGCGAACUGGAUGUUGCUCCAUUAGCAAAGGGACCUGACCGUGAGCCAUCGCUAGCCCUCGAUUUUGGGGAUGAUAAUGUGAGAAUCGCGGACGGAGAUGGCGACAUCCCAAUGGACGACGAUUUCCAGUUCAAUAUUGGCGAUCAGUCAGUCGCGCCGGAGAUGGGCGGCGCCCUCGGCCUUGACCGAGCUCGCAUUUCAGAGUCUCCUCUCUCGGACAUCGACGAGAACGUAGCACGAGAUGUAGAGGAGUGGACGCGUCUUAAUAAUACUAGCAUCUACGAACCCGGUCAAGAACCUGAGGAGCCCGAAGCCCUUCCCCAGAAGAGGUCAAAGAAGCGCAAGGUCUUCGGAUUGGACCCGUCUACUCAACUUACUAGCGCGCACAUUAAAGAGCAACAACAGAGCCACGAAAACAUCCUGAAGGCACCCACCUUUAUCUCACGAGACCCUUAUUUCUUGGCUUUAAUUGAGCUAAGGAAUAGCGCCAGUUUUGUAUCUAACACCAUGGGUGACGGACGUGGCAAAGCGUGGGCUCUAGAGUUGAGGGGACUAUUAUCACUUGAUUCCAUCAAGCCAAUCAACGAUCUCAAGAGAAAAAGAGAUAGCGGCGUUGCUGAUGUUGGCGAGGAAGAGGAACAAGGAGCUUCUAAAUCGCCUCGUUUGGAACUGGGUGAGGACGAAGAUGGACUAAUCGUUGCUGAUGCUGGCCUGGGCGAACGCAGCGUUGCCCCUGAUGGCACUAUCCUUGAGAUCGCUGCCGAUAACACCAUUGUACAAUACGACGAUGAUGAUAAUCACCAGCCCCGCGAAGGAAGUCCGAUGCCUGCGUUUGACGAAACCACCGCACCCUUAGUACAUCCUGCCGAUAGCGGCCCGGUCUCGAUGGGUACGAAACAUGCAGUGCACGUCCUUCGAGAUCUGUUCGGCGAAGAAGCAGCUACAAAUGAAGAGAAGCGGAAGAAGUCAGUGGUGUUCCAAGAGCUUCUCCCCGAAGGAAGGACGUCGAAAGCGGAUGCUACAAAGAUGUUCUUCGAAUGUUUAGUGUUAGCAACCAAGGAUGCCAUCAAAGUUGAGCAGAAAGAGGGCACGCUCGGUGGCCCUAUCCGAAUCAGAGGAAAGCGUGGUCUAUGGGGCGCCUGGGCCGAGACGGAAGCCGGCGGAGAAAUUGCUAACCAAGAACAAGUGGCGCAACCCGAUCACCAACAGCCAGAGCCUGCUAUGGCGACGCCUUCUAGAGCUGUAGCGGCGGCGGCAUGAUUGCUUGCUUAUCGCUUAUCAACCGGGUAAUUGGUGAUCGUGGCGAUAAAAGAUGAAGUAAUGGUUCAUGUAUAUACUUCGCUGCACUUAUUGGGAUAUUCCUCCCCGAGCGAUUCUAACAAACAAACAAACAUAGUCUACGGGGUGUCACGGCGCAUGGGAUAUACGGGGGCUAGGGAGAUACCACCAGCCGCGGGCGUAUUGGUCGUCAAAAUCAUGAUGGGAGUUUUCAUUCGGUUCGGGCUGGGGGUUGGUUGGUUGCAUUCUGAUUUUAUGACUUCAAGCCUUAGAUAGUAGCUAGGGGACAGAGUCUGAUAGGUAGGUAGUAUUGAAAUAAUGCAUCGCAAGAGCGUUGUUCUUUUUUAAAAAGUUGGAGGUUCAAAUGAGAGGUAUGAAUGAUAUUGUUGCUGUAUUGUUAGUGAUUUUUGAAUGUUAUAAGAUACCUCCUGGUGUGGAUAUCGAUAUGUUUUGAGUUCCAUGUAGAUUACUGCAUAAGAUAAGGGAUAAGCUUUCAGCUCAGUUUCGAAGGUUUUAGAUGUACCUUAGCUGUGGCGUCAACGUAAUAUGCUACGUUAGCUUGUACGGAUCCGUACCGUACAUAACAGAGCUAGUUUAUGUACAUAUCAGUG